CAAAACAGAUAUCAGCACUACUCGAUUCUUCUUCAACUUAGGCGUAGAGUACUACCGAAGGGUAUGCAUGAUUCAGCAGCUCCAACACCAGCAGUGCUACCAGUUUCCUGCAUCCGGCCCGAUGCCCCAACAGCAGCAGCAGCAGCCUCCGCAACACGGGACAUCACCAGGCUACACCACCCACAUGAUGCCCCACCCCCCUGGUCUAGGCAUGAGUGCCCCGCCCAUGGGUGCUAAGAACCUGUAUGAUGUAGGGGGCGGAGUGGCGGUGCUCAACCCCGGUGGGUCUGGUGGCGGUGGAGCUGGUGGGCAGGAAGACGAUGAUCAGCAGGAUGGACAAGUCGGAUAUGAUGGUCACGGGAGGAACUUCAACCAGGGUUACAUGUCUGAACCUAUACCUAUCAACAGCUCUGGUAUCUCCCAACCCAGCAGUACUGUGUAUGGUAACAUGUGCAAUGUAGGAGGCGAGGCGUAUGUUCCUGUGGCCUACCAGUCACCAGGCAUGCAGCAUCAAAGCCCUAUUCCAGGCAAUCAGAUGGGGGUUACCUCUACCACUCACAACCCUUACAUGUACUCACAACCGAUAGCCACACCCAUGGGGUACACAGGGGGUAAGAUGCCGCCACACCCUAACCCCCAAUCGGCCUACUCUCCUAACAACCACGUCACUUACGUCCAGAUGGCUUCACCUGCCAUGUCUCACCAGCAGCAACAUCAUCCACCACACCAGCAACAAACCUGCGUGGCCAUGCCGAGCAAUCAAGGCAACGUUGCAGCAUCGAGCAGCGGCCAGUAUUCAACGCACAGCACCUCGGUGGUAAGCAACAGCAGUUGCAGCAGCCAAGAUAGUGGUAUCCUGAGCUGCAGUCCUCCGCAGGUGCCGUAUGCCACAAGUGGCCAGUGAUGAAUCGACCUGCAACAUUGAUAGUAAGCAACAUUGUUGCAACAUGUGAGAUGGAAUACUGAAUAUCAGCAAGUCAUAACCCUUGUCAUCAGAGCUGCACUGUGAGCGGAUAUUACAUCUAUG
Strongylocentrotus purpuratus (purple sea urchin) is the source of this 1027-nucleotide messenger RNA. RefSeq names its product POU domain, class 4, transcription factor 2. Lineage: Eukaryota; Metazoa; Echinodermata; Echinoidea; Camarodonta; Strongylocentrotidae. Bases 68 to 904 code for a protein of 278 amino acids. The record is from RefSeq and is a predicted model, not a curated record. The transcript has 4 exons.